AUGGCUUCGGUCAAGGCACCGGGCAACUUGCCACAGCUUGUCAAGUCUACCUUUGGCAAGGCACGCGCUAACGGUGACCUCCUCUACUUCCCAACACAGGUGACGGUGCUGGCGCCCACCUCGAUUCCGAAAGUGUUCAACCCGUUUGAAAACCCCGACAAGGGACUCCUCAUCGCCGAGCUAGCCCCCGAUCACAACCUCGUGUUAAACAAGUUCGCCGUUGUGCAGGAGCACUUUAUUCUCGCGACCAAGAGCUUCCGGGAACAAACGCACCUGCUUGACGCUAAUGACUUGGAAGCGACGUACGCGUGUAUAGCAGCGUACCACGACUCCGUCCCAGAGGCGGAGAUGGGCAGCGACGCGGGAGAGGGAGAGCUCUACGCCUUCUUCAACUCGGGCGAGUUCUCUGGCGCCAGCCAGCCGCACAGACACAUCCAGCUCCUACCCGUCGCCAGGAUGCGAGAGGGGAUCGAGGAGGGCAAGUGGGAUGUCCUUGCCAAGAGGCUCGUGGGAGAGAUUCAGGAUCUGCCCUUCACCGUCUUCGCCGCCGACAUUGAGCCUGGGAUGAGCGGUCAGGCUUUGCGCGACAUCUACUUGACCCUAUAUAGGCAGGCAUGCGCGUCUGUGGCGGCCCUCUUGAGCAAGGGGGACAUUGCUGACGGGGCAGAGGCCCAGACGGAAGGCCUGGCCCGCAUAAGCUACAAUAUGGCCAUGACGAGACAUGCCCUGAUCGUGUGCCCUAGAUUAUCCGAGGGUGGCGCCGUUUGGGACCAGGGCGAGGCUAUCGGAAAGGUCUCGUUCAACGGCACCGUGUUGGCCGGCACGGCACUCGUUAAAACCUCGGCGGAGUGGGAUGCGCUACGGAGCGACCCCGAGGCCUUAUUUAAUGUGCUUAAGACUAUUGGCGUUCCCAAAAGUUCGAGGAUAGAGUCAUAG
Molecule: messenger RNA, 936 nt
Organism: Parascedosporium putredinis
Lineage: Eukaryota; Fungi; Ascomycota; Sordariomycetes; Microascales; Microascaceae
Source: the annotation of a GenBank genome assembly